Molecule: messenger RNA, 723 nt
Organism: Didymella exigua CBS 183.55
Lineage: Eukaryota; Fungi; Ascomycota; Dothideomycetes; Pleosporales; Didymellaceae
Product: DDE-domain-containing protein
Exons: 1
Molecular function (GO): nucleic acid binding
Source: RefSeq, a predicted model, not a curated record
AACGACGAGGUUGGUCUUGCCUGGCUUGAACAGGUGUUUGAGCGGGAAACUGCGAGUAAAACUCGCGGUAGUUGGCGCCUACUCAUACUUGACGGCCACAGCUCUCACAUAACGAUGGCUUUUAUCGACUAUUGUAGUCGCCACAAGAUUCUACUACUUAUCUAUCCACCUCACAGUACCCAGACGUUGCAGCCGCUUGAUGUGGGUUGCUUCUCACCUUUUGGCAACAACUACUCCAAAGAAGUCACUGAACAACUCCACCAGAGCCAGGCCUUGACUGGCAUCAAAAAGCGUCAUUUCUACAAGCUUUUCCGAGCCUCCUGGUACAAAACAUUCAACAGCGAGCUUGUGCUGGCCGCGUUCAAAGCCACGGGCAUCUCACCACUAAACCCAGCUAUUAUACUUGACAGGUUUCAGAACAAGCCAAGCGAGCUUCCGCGAACUCCAUCUCCAUUACUCGACGUCAAUAGGGUCGCGAUAGAACAGUUUUGCAAGGCAAUAGUGAAGGACUCUACAAGUUAUGAGGCAAGGAAGCUGGUUCGCACGUUCAACUACUUAGCAGCUCGCAACGCCCUUCUGGAGGUAGAAAACGAAGGCCUCCGCAACCAAAUUGACACCCGGAAGACCUCUCGGAGGUACCACCAAGCCCUACCGUUACAGGCCUCCAAGUCCUAUACUUCCAACGCGAUGUUGUGGUCUCCAACAAAGGUGGAUGAAGCCUAA